CGGGGGACCUCAGCAGGUCUAGGCUUGUUGUUCACUAAAAGUCGCGAAGUGGGCUGUCAUAGUGUUCUAGGCUGUGGAGGUGAACAGAGAGGAAAGGUGUUCAGUGCCCGAGAGGGAGGAAGAGCUGAUAUGUCGCAAUGGGCAGAUUUGUUACAACACCGGACUGUGCUAAACUAUAUCAAAGUGUACAGCAGACUUCCUGAACCACACUGAUCCAGCAAGUGACAUGUUUAUGUGUGGAUCGUCAAAUACCUGUAGAUAAUUGACACGUAUAUCGUAAUUCUACCCUGUCACUCACUUAUUUAAUGGCACCGGUCGGGUGACAAAAGUUCUCUAUGUUUGUAAGCGCGCACACGCACGCUUUAGUAUUUGUAGAUAUAUAUAUAUACACAGAAGGCUUUGAAUUGCUAACUGGUUUGCAAAAUGUCAUUUAAAAAACAUUCUUACUUCCUGGAAAGAUUGUGCCUAUAUUUAAAUCAGCAAUGCUUACUUAAUAUUGAGAGGGGCAAGGAAGGGAGGAGAGCCAUUGAGACUCACACGUAAGAUCAGGUAGCCUGGAAAGGACACUCAAAUGAUGAGAUAGAAAACUAGGUUGUGAUUGUCUGAUGAAAAGUGACGAUGUUAGUGCAGCACGGAGCUCUGUCAGCCUUUGCACCUUGGUUGUCACGAAGUCCUUCGCACGAAAAAGCAAUAGGAGCUGACUGAUUUGUUCACCCUUGCAGCCUACAGCUAGCCAUUGUACAGACCGCGUGUAAUGUAUAUAUGUACCCAAGUCAUUAUCGAAGGUUUGUCACCACAAGGACGAAAGCACUCACAUCUUCACACAUACCAGUCUACUUUUUUUUGUAACCUUUUAUAGCCCUCCACGCCUUACUGCUUUUGUUGACGAGCAUACAGAGAAACACGACCUGCGUGGGAAAGACUCAACAGGAAUGUGGUGGAGAGAAAGGUGAUCGUUACAAAACCAAAACAAAAAAGUCCUCAGCUGGUUUUAGAGGUCUAGAUAAAUAUAUAAUUUAUUUUAAAUGAUUUGGCUAAGUUCAGCACAAGAUAGUUUUCCAAUAAUUAUAAAACACUUGUAAGCAUAUUACGAGUCGGUUCCAAGACAGAUUUGGCAGGUAUCCAAAUCUGGGAGGUAGCAGAAUAGUUGUCAGUAAAGUAAGCAGAUAGGGGUAUGGGUCUGGACAAUAGCCUUCAUACACUUGUUCUCAUUACUAUAUACAAUAACUUUUUAUUUUGACUUAAAUAACAUCCUUGAUUUGAAAACGAACGGUAGAGGUCAGUUAAAGUGUAGAAGAAAAAAUCUACAGGUAACGCCUCCUGAUUUAAAAUUUUUCACCUUUGAAUGACUAGUGCUCAACAGCUAAAAUAACGAGAUAGGAGUGGUACGAUCGCUUUUCUAGGAAUUCACCUGCGGGUUGAGCGUGUUUUAAAAAGGUUACACGGUAGGUGUGUACAUUUGCCAGGUCUUGUUGACAGACAUGCAAGAUUCUCCGUCGCUUUUCAAAUGUGGGGAGGCUUUCUGGUGACCCCUUGCAAUCCAGGAACUAUAUUUCAUUAUAUAGCCAAACUUUCUCAUUCAAUAGCGUUCUGCUAAAGACAUGAAGCUGGAGGGAGGCGCAAACAUGCGAUAGCUCUGUAGUUCAUUGGUGUGUAUAUACAAAUAGAAUUAAGUAAAUAUAUAUGCAGUCAAAAACCAGUGCUUACUCAGUGGAUGAGCCAGAAACUCUGAACCAUGAAGAUGUCUAGUAAGUAACAGUUCUUCCAAGUAUUAGUUUUUUUAAAUUCGUUAGCAUUAAAUAUUAAGUAGUUUCUUUCAGGUUUGUUUACUAAAGAUUAACACAUAUGUGACGUAAAUAUGUGUCUGACUUUUUUUUUUCUUUUUGUAGGGGAGAAUAUUACUGCAUUCAGCAGGGCAGCUUAUUUCAUACAACACAACAUUCUGCAUUUAUACUUUUACGUCUUUACAGGAUGCUUCAUUGAUUCACCAGAUGACUGUAUCACCCCAGCCCAGACAUCUUAUCAAGUUAAUGAACGCUCACCAUUACAGAUAAAAUAGUUUCUGAAGAAUGGCCUUCAAUUCUUUUUUUUUCCAGCAACUCACCAGGUCAACUAUUAAGUCUGAUCAAUAAAUCUCUGCUUAUAUAUUUAUAUAAAAACUAUGAAUGUUCUCCACAGCUAUUACCAACUAUUAUACCCCCUUUAACUCUUGUGUUUGUCGAUGUAACCCCUCCCUCUAGCAAACUGUGUUUAAAAAAAUAAUAAAUCAUUUAAAAGCUAAAAACAUAACUUCCAAGAACAGUACACUUUAACACAUUUUAAAAAAAUAAGUUUUAGAAAAAGUGUCAUUUUUCACUGGUGACAUUAGAAUGUCUAGUCACAUAUCCUAUCGGGGGCCCGAGUCAGGACCACGUUAGGUCGACAAUACACGUAGCACAGGACAUAGCCAUAAGUGACUGUAAUAUGUCAUGUGAAACACGUCAGUAAGCGCAGUUUAGUGCCUAGCGACACCUUUCAGAGAUAGUUUUAGUGAUGAGAGCGAGUGAAAUGCUCGUACUUCUUCCGGUUACACAAGUCCGCGGUUGUACUGCGUGUGAGAGUUCAAGGUCAUGCGUAUGAAUACAUGGAUCAAAAUUUUGUAAAGAGCUGAUGUAGUUGACGCUACCGGUAAUUUUCGGACAAACAUGAAUUUCGGCCUUGAUUCUGAUGCUAAACAAGUAAAAUGUAACGAGUUUAUACAUUUUCUGAAUUUAUAGUAAAGCCGUUUCAGCCACUCUGUCAGUUUUCGCAUGGCUUCUCUGCAAAUAUGACCCCGUUAAAAAAAAAAACCCUAGUAUGUAAUGUACGAGCUUCUUGUAUACAUUUCAAAGAGAUCCGGCACGAUGCGUUUCACAUGCGAUACACAAUUUAAGGGCGUCACUCAGCUGGCGGACGAACAAGCCUCGUGCAUGCCAUUGAAGUACUCAGAGCUCUCGGUAUUUGCGCUGUUUUCUCGACAGUAUGGACAAGAAAGAAACUUCGGCUGUACCACAACCGGUGUCGUGUAGGUAAAGUCUAUACGAAGCAAAAAGAAAUGCAAUCGACAGUACUGACCCACACUAACUGCCAAAACACCUAUUAUCCAUCGACCACGACGACUUGCCGUGCACCACAAUAUUGUGGAGCACCUUGUUUUUGCUAAAAGCACCUUCACGAUGAAAGAAUUGAAAGCAUGUAAACGCUGUCCUCCAUGCAUAGUGACGUCACGCAACGGGUCUAUAGCAAUAUCUUUUGUUAAAAGUCAUGUGAAUACAAAAUAAGAUGCACCAACAUUUACCUUCUCAAACGAGUUGUGCACUCUUUAUUUAACCGACAAUCUUUGCUACAAUUUUACAACACUUCUCACAGGUUAAGGAAUAAAAUUAGAGAAUCGACACUAUUGUUACAAUCAGUGCAGAUACAACUCUCUUCGUCACGAACUUUAUAUGACGAAUCAAUCCGCACAACAAAAUUCGACAAGAAAUUAUUUAUCAUUAUAUCAUUCAGCAUCAAUCAAAUUUUUUUUAAAUACAUUGAUUUUGUGAAAUUCUAUCAAAGUAGACUAUUCAAACACUUUUUAUUACUUUAGUGGAAUUGUUAUGUUUAAAUAUUAUGUGUCUGUUCGAGCAUAUGCAGCCAUCUUGCACACAUUUUCCGCGUGAAUGAUGCCUUCUGAAAACUUAGUGACUCAGCUUGGAUCUGUGGCACUCAUUUAUUAUAUCUUACCUUCAGCACUGUAUUCUAUGCGGUUAGUCCAUCCACCCUGCAUCCCCUUUCACCCCACACUUUGUAGCACAAGCGGCGCAAGACAGACUGCAACAGCAGGUGACAUAAUACCCAAACUGUCCAGUACAAAUAGUGGGCGAAAAUCAGUACUCACACCUGUUUUCCGGGCCGUGAACUGGUUUUGCUUGCUAUGGCAGCAAAAUUUUAAGAUGUUGCUAAUUGGAGUAGACUUUAGCUGUCCUCCAUAUUUCACAGAUGGAGAAAAUCUUGUCAGUUGCAAGAUCAACAGAACAGCUAUCAUACAGGCGGAGUGCGAAGCCGUGCAAAAGUAUGUGACAUUUGAGCGGACAGGGAUCGCCAUAUGCCGUACGCCAAGCCUUAAUUCCUCAAACUGUUCCCCUGUCAUGAAGCCUGUCACCAAUUCGUGUUGGUGUAAUGGAACAGAUGGGGAGAUCUUUGACUACAAGUUUGCUUACCUGGCCAGUCCAAGCCGUGAUGCAGGUGUUCAGCUUGAAUGCAAGGUUUGCUUUGACCCAGGCAAGGAUCUGAUUAGGAAAUCCAGUGAAAGCUGCAAAAAUAUAAGUUUCGCUAACACAGCUUCAGAUGUCCACACGAUUACCCCUAUAAUUGUUGGUGCCUGUGUUGGAACAUUAUUACUGGUGCUGGUUUCAGUUAUUGUCAUAUUUUUAUUCCGUAAAUAUCACCAUAACAGGCUGUGCGGGUAUGCUAAUCCACAGGAGACAUGAAAUGAGGGACUUUUUUCGGCCUACACCAGCAAUUUUCAAACUAAUAAGAACUAGUAUCUUCAUGUUCUAAAAAAUUGCAUAUUUUGUGCUCUCUGUGAGUGCCUGCAUACUCGCAGAUGUACAAAAAUCAUUCCACAUUUGUAAGAAAGCUUCUCGAUGAUGCAGAAUGUACAAAAAUGCUGGUCGGUAAAUAUCACACAAAAAGCACAAUAUGGCAUGGCCUCUUUGUCUAUGACGAGUUUCAUUUUCUCAGCUUGUCUGGUGGACAUGUUAUACUUGGUGCGAUCUGUCAAACUGACAACCUUAGGGGUAGGUGGGGGGUGAGGUGGUAAGGACAGAGAAAUUACUAUCUUUUACAGGUGAUACACACGGCUGCCAGUGCCACAUACGUAUGUAGUACAAGGUCUUGUAAUAUCCGCUGAUGCAAGAAAAUGGUUCAUCUGAUACGACACUCAAGAAAUGGAGAGUAUGGGCACUUUAUCAAUAUCAAUUUAAACUGGCAGUAUAACAAAGUUAUGUACAAAGAAAGAAUCUGGCCCUUAAUGAAUCAGUGACAAGCAGAACGCCAUGUAACAAGAUGGAUAUAUAUAUAUGUAAUGUACAUUGAGACAAAAAAAUUGUCAAAGAUCAUUUUCCAGUAUAAUUUUUUGUGGAUGUAUUGUGUAAACACAUGAUUUUUCUGGUUUAAUGUUUGCUCUGCAUAAUCUUAUGUGGAUCGCAUCUCAAUAUUAGAGGCCUACCAUUCCGUCUCUUGGAAGUAGGUAAAGCCAUCUUCUUUUUCCAAUCUUGAAGAGGCGAACAUUAUAUUUUGUGGAUCUACAAGUGAACUUGGGCAAAUGUUGCCAAAGCUCAGGAGUACCUAUAAGCUGAUACAAUAUAAAAGCUUUUGAUAUUGUGUGGAAAGAAUGAAUUCUUUGGAUAUGCCUCAAAUACUAAAUAGCUACUAUGCUUACUGAUUUAUUUUCGGUAUUUUUUUACCGUUAUUUUUAGUUACAUUUUGUCAGUUUUAUUACGAAAGCUUAGCGAUGUGGUUUGUUUAUCAAAUACUUUUGCAUUUUUGGUUCUAGUCAUUCGUUUAAAUGAACGCAGCUAUAUACAAGAAAAAAAAGAGUUAUAUACGGAGUACAAGAAAGACUUUUAGUCGAGUACAUAUAAACAGUUGUAUAUAUAUAUAUGAGCAUUGGUGGGAAAUAUGAUAAAGCACCAUCGUAGCUUAGGACCUCUUCAUCGUGAAGGAAAGGAUUUUCUUAUCGAUCUGCCUAAAUGGUAAGUAAAGAUAUAGGCUGGACAUCAGUAUUACUUAAGAAUGAAUUUGGAAACCUUUACACUCAUAAUUUCUAGUUGCAACAGAACUGCGUAUUUUUAUUAACGCCGUUAUGACUUUUUACUUUAUGCCUUAUAUAUUGCAUUUUACACGUUUAAUAAAUGAGUCAGUUUGCUCUUUUUUUGGCGAAACAAAAGUGGAAACAUAAAGAAAAUGUAAUUUUUGUGUGUGUGUGAAUGAAAAGCAUACUUUAAAGCACGUUUUUAGGAAGUUUACUAUAUGUAUUUGUUUAUGUAAAAGAAUACAGUUUUGCAUUGUAUGGUGAUGUACGAUAAGCUUUAUUUCAAACGUAAACUCUGCGUCAGUCUUUAACUCAUCUGUAUUCUAGCUCAAUUGUUUACUUUCUAGCUAAGCAUUAGUAAGGUAAAAAAAAAAAAAAUCUGGUAUUGUAAAAUCCUCAAUAAUGUGUUUAAGUAAGGAGAUACUGACCUUAAUGUCAUAUACUUGACCUUUUGUGCAUAUCCACUUCUGAAGUCUUAGAGAGGAAGUGCAUAAUCAGAUUUCUUUUAAACAGCAUUUCACAAUGGAGAAUUUUGUUUUGGUCCUGAUGGCAAUGUGCAUAAUUCCAUACAGCAAAUCGUCUCUAGACAUUUUAUACAUACCACUUGACUUUCAUUGCUAAUGAGAUCGUUACUUUUUUGACAAGAGAACUUGUAUGUAACCGGGCUGUGGUUUACAUUACUACUUCAUUUUUAUUUUGAGUUUUAUCGUGCACUUUUAAGCUAAUAAACUUAUCUGGAUGAA
Pomacea canaliculata is the source of this 6558-nucleotide messenger RNA. RefSeq lists its product as uncharacterized. The record is from RefSeq and is a predicted model, not a curated record. The coding region runs from base 3681 to 4490 and encodes 269 amino acids. The transcript has 8 exons. Lineage: Eukaryota; Metazoa; Mollusca; Gastropoda; Architaenioglossa; Ampullariidae.